Mandrillus leucophaeus (drill) is the source of this 3859-nucleotide messenger RNA. RefSeq names its product synaptopodin 2-like (gene SYNPO2L). Gene Ontology annotation, cellular component: Z disc; actin cytoskeleton; nucleus. Lineage: Eukaryota; Metazoa; Chordata; Mammalia; Primates; Cercopithecidae. Gene Ontology annotation, molecular function: actin binding. The coding region runs from base 513 to 3449 and encodes 978 amino acids. The record is from RefSeq and is a predicted model, not a curated record. Gene Ontology annotation, biological process: positive regulation of actin filament bundle assembly. The transcript is spliced from 4 exons.
CUUUCCUGGGAUCUUGGAGCAAGCCCAGCCAUUCUUUGCCGGCUAUGGAAUUGAAGCCCCUGCUGUUGCCACUUUGAAAUGGUCUUUGGAGGAAAGCAGUUGAGAUUAGCCCAUGGUCCUAUUAGAGAAGGCACAGUUCCUGAAAGGGUGUACAUUGGUUAUAGAGCCUAGAGAGUUUGUAUUAGUCCUGAAUAAAAGGCCCAUGCAGGAGAAUGGGGAACAUGGAGGGCAGAAGUUUGUACUAUAAUUAGCUCUAGGACUAGCACAGAUGGGGGAGGGAGGGGAGUGCAAGCAGCAUCUAUUUUGAGCACAUCUGCGAUUGAUGGGACACGUGUGCUGGACUGUAAUGAUCCCAGGGCCAAGUUGCCUGCCUGUGGUGUGUGGUGUGGGGGGGAGGCCUGGGGCAGCAGGAGCAGGACAGCCGGACAGGAAGGCCGGACGGGGUUCGAGCACUUCAACUUCUCUCCCUGAGACACUGUUCCAACUCCGGGGGCCAUAGGCCAAGCUGAGUGAUGGGUGCUGAGGAGGAGGUGCUGGUCACACUAUCAGGGGGAGCCCCCUGGGGCUUCCGACUUCAGGGGGGGGCCGAGCAGAGGAAACCCUUACAGGUGUCUAAGAUUCGAAGACGGAGCCAGGCUGGCAGAGCAGGACUCCGAGAGAAGGACCAGCUCUUGGCAAUCAAUGGGGUCUCUUGCACCAACCUCUCCCAUGCCAGUGCCAUGAGCCUCAUCGAUGCCUCAGGAAAUCAGCUUGUCCUCACUGUGCAGCGGGUAGCAGACGAGGGUCCUGUGCAAUCUCCAUCUCCCCAUGAGCUUCAGGUGCUGUCACCCUUAUCACCACUGAGUCCUGAGCCCCCUGGUGCUCCAGUUCCUCAGCCUCUUCAGCCUGGGAGUCUUCGUUCACCUCCUGAUAGUGAGGCUUACUACGGAGAGACUGACAGUGAUGCUGAUGGUCCUGCCACGCAGGAGAAGCCUCGCCGACCUCGCCGCCGAGGCCCCACAAGGCCCACCCCUCCGGGUGCCCCACCUGAUGAGGUCUACCUGUCUGACAGCCCUGCAGAGCCAGUACCUACUAUCCCUGGCCCUUCCAGCCAGGGUGACAGCCGUGUGAGCUCCCCAUCUUGGGAGGAUGGGGCAGCCCUUCAGCCACCCCCAGCUGAGGCUCUGCUGUUACCCCAUGGCCCCCUCCGGCCUGGUCCUCAUCUCAUCCCUAUGGUGGGGCCUGUUCCCCACCCGGUGGCAGAAGAUCUUACUACCACCUACACCCAGAAGGCCAAGCAAGCCAAACUGCAACGUGCAGAGAGCCUCCAAGAGAAAAGCAUAAAAGAGGCCAAGACCAAAUGCAGGACAAUUGCAUCCCUGCUCACUGCAGCCCCCAACCCCCACUCCAAAGGGGUGCUUAUGUUUAAGAAACGGCGGCAGAGAGCCAAGAAGUACACUCUGGUGAGCUUCGGGGCUGCUGCUGGGACGGGCGCUGAGGAGGAGGACGGCGUUCCCCCAACGAGUGAGUCGGAGCUGGACGAAGAAGCCUUCUCCGACGCCCGCAGCCUCACCAAUCAAUCUGACUGGGACAGUCCCUAUCUGGACAUGGAGCUUGCCAGGGCGGGCUCAAGAGCAUCAGAGGGCCAGGGCUCUGGGCUGGGAGGGCAGCUGAGUGAGGUCUCUGGGCGAGGGGUGCAGCUCUUUGAACAGCAGCGCCAGCGCGCAGACUCCAGCACCCAGGAACUGGUGCGGGCCGAACCAGCAGCCAUGCUCAACGGGGAGGGCCUGCAGCCACCACCUCGGGCCCAGAGUGCUCCCCCAGAAGCGGCUGUGCUCCCACCCAGCCCCUUGCCGGCCCCUGUAGCCAGCCCCAGACCCUUCCAACCAGGUGGUGGAGUCCCGACCCCAACUCCAAACAUCUUUAACCGGUCAGCUAGGCCCUUUACCCCGGGCCUACAAGGGCAGCGGCCAACUACGACCUCGGUUAUUUUCCGGCCUUUAGCCCCCAGGAGGGCCAACGACAGCCUGGGGGGCCUCAGCCCCGCCCCACCCCCCUUCUUGUCUUCUCCGCAGGGGCCCACCCCUCUGCCCAGCUUCACGUCAGGGGUUCCCAGUCACGCACCAGACUCUGGUUCCCCCAGCGCCUCACGCUCCUCGGGCCCUGUGACAGCCACCAGCUCCCUGUACAUCCCAGCCCCCAGUCGGCCUGUCACUCCAGGCGGAACCCCAGAGCCCCCCGCUCCUCCUAGCGCAGCUGCCAUGACCUCCACAGCUUCUAUCUUCCUAUCUGCGCCUUUGCGACCCUCUGUGCGCCCAGAGAUGCCUGCCCCAGGCCCAGGGGCUCCUGAGCCCCCCAGCGCUCGGGAGCAGCGCAUCUCUGUGCCAGCUGCCCGCACGGGUAUCCUGCAGGAGGCCCGGCGCCGGGGGACCCGGAAGCAGAUGUUCCGGCCGGGAAAGGAGGAGACGAAGAACUCGCCCAACCCCGAGCUGCUAUCGCUGGUACAGAACCUGGAUGAAAAGCCCCGGGCCGGAGGUGCAGAAUCUGGUCCUGAGGAGGAUGCUCUGAGCCUCGGGGCUGAAGCCUGCAACUUCAUGCAGCCAGUAGGGGCCAAGAGUUACAAGACCCUGCCUCCCGUGACACCUAAGACCCCUCCUCCAAUGGCUCCCAAGACCCCGCCCCCUAUGACUCCUAAGACUCCACCCCCAGUGGCUCCUAAGCCCCCAUCUCGAGGGCUCCUUGAUGGGCUCGUGAAUGGGGCAGUCUCUUCAGCUGUAAUCCCUGAGCCACCAAGGCUGCAGGGCAGGGGUGGGGAGCUAUUUGCUAAGCGGCAGAGCCGUGCGGACAGGUAUGUGGUGGAAGGUACACCUGGUCCUGGUCUUGGCCCUCGGCCUAGAAGUCCUUCUCCUACCCCGUCUCUGCCCCCUUCCUGGAAAUAUUCACCCAACAUCCGUGCCCCACCUCCUAUUGCUUACAACCCACUGCUCUCUCCCUUUUUCCCCCAGGCGGCCCGAACUCUCCCUAAGGCCCAAUCCCAGGGGCCUCGGGCAACACCCAAGCAGGGCAUCAAGGCUCUAGAUUUUAUGCGGCAUCAGCCCUAUCAACUUAAAACUGCCAUGUUCUGUUUUGAUGAGGUUCCCCCGACUCCUGGCCCUACCGCCUCAGGGCCCCCCAAAACUGCCCGAGUCCAGGAGAUUCGCCGGUUUUCCACUCCGGCGCCCCAGCCCACUGCAGAACCCCUGGUUCCCACUGUGCUUGCCCCGCGAGCAGCCACUACACUGGAUGAGCCCAUCUGGAGAACAGAGCUGGCCUCAGCCCCUGUUCCUAGCCCAGCCCCUCCUCCAGAGUCUCCCAGGGGCCUUGGGGCUUCUCCCAGCUCCUGUGGUUUCCAGGUAGCCAGGCCCCGAUUCUCAGCCACCAGAACAGGAUUGCAGGCUCAUGUGUGGAGGCCUGGGGCAGGGCACCAGUGAGCAGGCACAGGUCCCAGGACCAAGGAGAGGUGGAACAUCCAGUUCCUAAAGUUGCUUCUCCUACCCUAUCCCACCCCCUGUCACUGGCAUCUGGAAGCUAAAUUGCCUCAUGCCAGAGAUAGUUUCCAAGUUGAUGUCCCCAUCCCCCACCUUCCUCCUCACUCUCUACCUCCCUGCCGCUUUCCAACCAUGUCUGCUUUGGUAUCUUUGCCUCUCUUUGUCUCUGCAUUUCCUUGCCUGGAUCUCUGUCUUUAUUUCCAGACUUCUCCACCCGUAUUCCUCCACAGAUCUCUCUUCCUUGACAUUUGUGCUUUUCUCCGUGGGCCUCAUUUUAAUGUUCAGUGAGAAGUAAACAGAGCAGAAGUGACCACUGGGACCUUAAGCAAGAAGCUCACCACCAGGCACACAGC